AUGGCAUCCAAAGUCAUCGGCGCUCUGUCGAAGAAGGUUUUGAAAGAGUCUGCUGAAAAUCGGUUUGGGCAAGAGGAUCCCUACUUUGAACAGGUCCCAGCAACCAACCUCCUCGGGCGGCCAACGACCAAAAAGCGGCGCAAGGCGGCCCCGGAGGGUAUUUCGGAUUACGAUGCAAAGAUUCUCACCAAGGUCAAGCGCCGAGCAUAUCGCCUCGACCUGUGUCUUUGCAAUUGCUGUGGGAUAAAAUUCGGUUGGAGCAGUGUUAUUGGCUUGGUCCCAGCUUUUGGCGAUGUCCUGGACAUGGUGCUCGCCCUGAUGGUCGUCAAGACUUGCAGCAAUAUCGAGGGCGGCCUUCCCGGCAGCUUAUACUUGCACAUGCUCGCCAACGUUAUUUUCGAUUUUGUGAUUGGGCUCGUGCCUUUUAUUGGUGAUCUCGCUGAUGCUCUGUACAAAUGCAACACAAGAAAUGCAGUGUUGCUUGAACGGUUCCUCAAGGAGAAAGGCAAGCGGAAUCUUAAACAUCAAAAUCAGGCAGUUAUCGAAUCGGGCGACACCACGCCUCGAAACGACAGUCCCAGGCGACCCGAACGUGCUCAAUUACCACGGGAAAAUAGUCGACCCGGCAAUAACGGAAGGUCAGACAGGAGGAGAGAGCCGGAUCUUGAAAUGGGCAUGCGAUGA
Uncinocarpus reesii 1704 is the source of this 684-nucleotide messenger RNA. RefSeq lists its product as uncharacterized. The record is from RefSeq and is a predicted model, not a curated record. NCBI's taxonomy places the organism in Eukaryota, Fungi, Ascomycota, Eurotiomycetes, Onygenales, Onygenaceae. The coding region runs from base 1 to 684 and encodes 227 amino acids. The transcript is spliced from 3 exons.